AGGGUCACUGAGCUGAUCUUUCCCGACAGCAAAUGGUUUUGCGAAAGUGCUGACCACUGCCAGAAUAUGUUGCACUCCCCCAUGUGAAGUAAGUGUAACUGUGCUCUGGCUCCUCCUAUGGUAUCCUAAACGUCUGCCUAAAAUCCACCAUAAAGAGGAAGUGCAUUAAUUGCUCUCUUUGAAAUCAGCAUUGGUGGACUUGUUGCUGCCAAGGUCAAUGCACUAAACUACAAUGGCUAAUAUGAAUGACCUGUGGAAUCCAGCAGCUUUAAAAGAUAAUGCCUACAUAUCAAAACGAAGUAUUAGAAAGAUUCUCAUCAGCAAGAGGCAUUAUCUGCCUAAGGAGAGUAACAUUGCUGACACCAUGAAAAUGAGCCUUAAUCUACAUACUGAAGAGGAUAUCAGCACUUCUACUUGUUGCGAUGAAAGAAAAAACAAUAAGACGAGAAUCCAAGAGAUGAUUACUAAGAAUUCAAGAACUGAAGCUUCCUGCCACCUUCAUGUGAAAAGUUCUGAACGAUCCUCCGGAAAGGAAAGGAGAGUGGAUGAAGCUGACGUGGAGGUUGAGUCUGCAUCUGAUCAUAAUUCCCAACUGAAUCAUGAGCGCUUGGUAGCGACCAGCAUCACCAACGUGAAUGUGAAACAGGAGAUGGAUAUCACUACUCCAUGUGAACUGGCAACAGUUCCAAGAAAUCAGCAUGAAGCUGCGGUGGAUGAAUGUGAGUUAGAGGGAAAUGUAGCGGACAACCUGAAAUCUUCACAGAAGCAGGUUUUAAAAAAUCAGGUAGUGUUUGCGACCCUUAAGAAGCGAGGAAUGGAGGGAAGCACGGAAAACCGUCCACACAAGUGCACUUACUGCAACUGGGCUUUCAAAAAGUCCAGCAACCUGUUGAGCCACAUCGAUACUCACCGCGGUCUUAAACCGCACGUUUGUGACAUGUGCGGGAAGGCAUACUCGCACCAGGGGACUCUUCAGCAGCACAAGCGGCUGCACACGGGCGAAAGACCUUACCAGUGCCCGUUUUGUGAGAAAAGCUACAUUUGGUCCUCUGACUUCCGCAAACACAUCCGAACGCACACCGGAGAGAAGCCAUACAUCUGUGAGGAAUGCGGCAAGGACUUUGUGCGCUCCUCUGACCUGCGGAAACACGAGCGCAACAUGCACACCAACAACAAGCCGUUCCUCUGCAAGCAAUGCGGCAAAACCUUCAACAAACCCCUGUCUCUUCUCCGCCACGAGCGUACGCAUUUGGGCGAGAGGCCAUUUGUUUGUCCGGAGUGCGGGAAGGCGUUUGCCCUGGCCAGUCGCAUGACAGAGCACAGGAAAAUCCACAGCGGAGUGCGUCCCUACACCUGCUCUAUUUGCUCCAAAGGUUUCACUAAGUCCUCCAAUCUCGCCGAACAUCUCACAGUUCACAGUGGAGUGCGGCCACACAAGUGCUCAGAAUGUGGGGUUGCAUUCGCCAUGGCGUCCCGACUGGUGCGACACCAGCGUAUUCACGCAGCUGUGCGGUCUUACUGCUGCCAGCGGUGCGAUAUGCCGUUUGGCCACCUUGCAGCACUCAAGAGGCAUGAGAAGCAGCAUGGGGAAGGCAUGAUCUUUGUAUGUGGGCAGUGCAGUAAAUCUUUCCCUCAGGAUUCCCUGCUCACAGAACACAUGCAGAGCCACGCUAAUGCUAAAACUUGCGUUCCUACCCAUUUCACACUGAAGUAACUGGAAGAUUGUAAGUUAGCCUGGGUUAUUUUCUAUCUAUCUAUCUAUCUAUCUAUCUAUCUAUCUAUCUAUCUAUCUAUCUAUCUAUCUAUCUAUCUAUCUAUCUAUCUAUCUAUCUAUCUAUCUAUCUAUCUAUCUAUCUGUCUAUCUGUCUGUCUGUCUGUCUAUCUAUCUAUCUAUCUAUCUAUCUAUCUAUCUAUCUAUCCAUCUAUCUAUCACAAUUCAGCCAUAACAACAGUUAUAUAUUUAGCUAGAAUUUAAAAACAAUUUAAGACGUAUCUAUUUUUACAAGUGUUAAAUGCAGGGAAUGGUGGGGACCACCGUCGAAAGGCUUGGAUUUCAAAUAAAUCACUGUGUAAAUUCCUAGCAAAAAAAACCCCCACUGUAAACACACUGGUGAAUCAUUUGUAACAUGUUAAUGGCACUUGAUGGCCUCUUGUCGACCAAGGCAGACUCUGUGUGUGUGUGAGAAACAGAAAGUAAGGUGGAAUAUGUUGAAUUCUCAGUGGUGAAACAAGCAUAGUGCUAUUUUAAGUUUCAAGAUAUGUUGUUAAAAGCUAUAAGAUAUUACUAUGUGAUAUAGUACUAUUUUUUGGUAUGAAAUGUAUGCAGCAGGGAAACAUGUAUUUUGAUGUUGGUACAUGUUAUAUGAUGAAUCAAAUGAAUUAUAAAACUGUUACCUCUUCUUUUAUGCUGCUAAAAUCACUGACUUAAAUGAGAUUAUGUGUUGUAUAAUAUUGAAUAUGAAUGUCAUUACCAUUACAAAUAAAAAUGCUUUUUUUUUCAUUACAAAAUGUCACACCAGACAGACUAAAUAAAAUCGAGUAUUAUUUAG
Messenger RNA from Rhinichthys klamathensis goyatoka, 2549 nucleotides. RefSeq names its product zinc finger protein 648 (gene znf648). The transcript has 2 exons. Lineage: Eukaryota; Metazoa; Chordata; Actinopteri; Cypriniformes; Leuciscidae. Gene Ontology annotation, biological process: regulation of transcription by RNA polymerase II. The record is from RefSeq and is a predicted model, not a curated record. The coding region runs from base 233 to 1714 and encodes 493 amino acids. Gene Ontology annotation, molecular function: RNA polymerase II cis-regulatory region sequence-specific DNA binding; DNA-binding transcription factor activity.